This is a messenger RNA of Oncorhynchus masou masou (cherry salmon), 12853 nucleotides long. It is a transcript of the gene pkd1b, whose product is annotated as polycystic kidney disease 1b. The transcript has 39 exons. The coding region runs from base 1 to 12588 and encodes 4195 amino acids. Gene Ontology annotation, cellular component: plasma membrane. The record is from RefSeq and is a predicted model, not a curated record. Lineage: Eukaryota; Metazoa; Chordata; Actinopteri; Salmoniformes; Salmonidae. Gene Ontology annotation, biological process: kidney development; calcium ion transport. Gene Ontology annotation, molecular function: monoatomic cation channel activity; protein binding.
AUGGGUCCUCAGAUCCUAAAAAGGUUCUACAGGUGCACCAUCGAUAGCAUCCUGACUGGUUGCAUCACUGCCUGGUAUGGCAACUGCUCGGCCUCCGACCGCAAGACACUACAGAGGAAGGUGACAGAGAUGACAGAUAUUGAAAAACUAGCCCUGAUCUGGAGCCUGUGGACGGCAGUGAUCUUCGCAGCUGGAGUUGAUGAGCACCAUUGCCCCAAAGGAGCCCAGGUCCACCUUGCCAGUCUGCAAUGCUAUUGGCUGUCAGAGUCAGCGACAUCAUGGCUGGAGGCGAAGGGUAUCUGUCGUCAGGUGAAGGGCGGGGAUCUAGCCACAGUCCGAAGCACUGAAACUCAGACAUUCAUCCACAACUCCUUCAAAUCAAAAUCCACUGAGUGGGUCUGGCUGAGGGAUGGCAGGGGAGAAGGGCCGGAUAGAAGCGAGGGUUUGGGAACAGGAAGCCACACUGGGCGGGACAGGGACAGGGGCAGGGAGAGCCUGGGGGGCUGUACCCAGAUGGACCUGGGUUCACCAGGACAGAGGAGGAACACAGUGUGUGAUGGACAGUACCUCUUCCUCUGUGAUAAGGUGGUUACAGUUUCCCUGCCUUCGUUAGACAGCUACCUCACAGGUGUUCCUCUCAUGUCGGGUGUGUACGCCAGGUCACAGCUACAAGUCCUCCCUACAGUCCCAGACCCUGACCAAAAGAGAGUGGAGAUGCUGCUGUUUCCUGGGCUGUGGUUCAGCCAUGCUGGCCAGGUGGUAUCAGUGGAGCUGGUCAGCCAGCCCAGAGAAGUGUUUACCUGGGUCAGAGUUCAGAUCCUCCGGCCCUACUGCAGCCCCCACCAUCACCUUGUGCCCCCAGGUUGUAGUUCUCUCCUGAACCCGUUCAGUUGUUGCUCUAUCACCCCUCUGUGUAACACUACGGGAGGCUGUGCCCUGGGACAGUACUGGUGCCACCUGUUGGAGGCCUGUGUCCCUGUCACCAGCCCCUGCAGUCCCUACAACCAGUCCCCCUCUACAGGGGAGCGCAGCUACCCCCUGCCCCCCAGAUACCCUGACAUACCCCCCUUCUACCACCUGGUGGCAGACCUGCCCAUGAGAGUGGCUCCUUGCUCAGAGCCUGCUCAUAUUAGUGUAUGUGUGAGACAGAGGGAGAUCAGUGUUUACCCCGAUGACAUUCUGUCCAUCCAACACACCGGGAGACCUGGAACCUUCCUGAGUUGCCGCGACAACGCCUCCUCAUCCUCCUCCCCCUGGCGACAAAGCUACCUCUCCCUGCAAGGGGCGGAGUGGGGGGGCUGGUGGGAGGGGGGGCUCUCAUCCCCACCGGAUGGAGGGCAGUGGGUGGACGGGGUGGUGUGCGACCUACGGGUGCUGUACGUCGACACACUGCAUGGGCAUGGCUAUAUUUCAAGUUCGGGCCAGAGUGAACUUAGUGGCUUCACUCACAUUGGGAACACCAGUACGCCCAUAAGUAUGACCCCUGAAACCUCAGCUCCUGCCCCAGCAAAAAGUCACAUUUCUGGCCUUUGUAUGAUCCAUCCUCUGCCUGAUGGAGACAACCAGAUCUAUGUAUUGGUUGACACUCCUAUACUCAUUGUGGUUAAAAUAUUCUCUGAAAAAGGGGCCACCAGCUCCUGGUUGGCUCCGGUGCUCCAGACAGGGGUCCCCUUCCUCCCGUCCUGCCCAGGAGAGUUACCUGACUCCUGGCCUGGUUGUGAGAGAGACUCCCCUGACAGCUGGUUCUCCCACAUGUCCCUGGUGCUACCCUCAGUGGGCGUCCACACUCUAAACGUCAGUGCUGUGAAUGGAGUGAGUGAACAGAGUACCUGUGUACAGGUGUGUGUCUAUGAGCCGGUGGCUGGGCUCAGUGUAGAGCCACAUGGACAUCUGAGGAUGCUGGUGGACUUGUCACAGGCAUUUACAGCCACAGCGGAGACUGGUUCCUCAGUAAAGUACACCUGGGUGAUUGACAAGCUGGAUACGUUUUCCUAUGAGGGAAACACCUAUAGUGUGAUGUUCAAGAAGCCAGCUGAGUACAAACUGAAGGUGACUGCAGCCAACCCUGUGAGCUCCCAGACCCUAGAGGUCACUCUGACUGCUGACACCAUGACACCUCUGGCCGACCCAGAAUUCCUCUCUGUCAAGGAGGUUAUCGCUGUGGCCGCACUGCGUCUCUACACUUUCAGGGUCAAAGUUGAUGUCUCCCUAGGCGUCACUUUCAGGUGGUCUUUUGGGGAUGGCAGUGCCCAGGAAAACCACACCUUUCCUGCACUGUCUGAGUCCCAGGACAGGCCAGUGGAGCGAGGAGUGACACAGGUGUAUGUGCAAGACUCUGUGAGCCAUGUCUACCUACAGCCAGAUGACUACACACUGACUGUACAGGUCUACAACCAAUACGACAACAUCAAGGGGGCCAUAUCACUAAAGGUACGGCCUCCAUUGACUCGUAUACUCAUCUCCCCAUCUCCUCUGGUUCCCCUGGUCAACCAGACCUUUCUUCUUGAAGCCUCUUCAUACCCAUCUCACUACGGAAUCCUAUACACUUGGAACUUUGGGGACGGUUCAAAGGAAAUCCAAGGAUUCCACGGCAACGUUAGCCAUGUUGCUCGGACCACUGGGGUUUAUAACAUGACUGUGUGCGCUAACAACACCUUGACUGCACUGACAGCCUGGGUGGCCGUGGCAGUGGUGGAGAAGGUAUCUGGACUCCAGUUGAGCUGUAGUGGACCCAGUGAACUGAAGUCUGUAACUGAAAUCAAGGGCAAAGUGGCUUCAGGUUCCAGUCUUCACUGGGACUGGAACUUUGGUGAUGGGUCUGGACAUAAAAACAUCACAGACAACUCUGUAUCCCAUGUCUACGAGUCCCCAGGGAGUUACACAGUCAAAGUGACUGUGUCUAACGCAGUCAGCCAGGCUAGCCAGUCCAUCCGUCUGGAAGUCUACAGGUUGACCAUCAGUGGAAUUCUGCCAUCGGAGUGUUCCGAGACAGAGAAAGAGAUACCGCUCCAAGCACUGGUGAACGGGAAUGUUUCCAUGCUGACUUUCCAUUGGAAUUUCGGGGAUGGAUCACCUUUGUCAGUACAGAAGGGAAAGUCUGUUGUUACUCACACUUAUUCAAACUCUGGGGUUUAUAACGUUAACGUAACUGUUCUCAGUAUAGAAGGAUAUGUCUUUUAUGAUGCCAACGUUUGCAUUGAGGCCCCCAUUACCGGGAUAACCAUCCACCCAUCACAGGAUGCUGUGGCAGUAGGAAAAGAGGUGUGUUUUAAUGCAGUUGCUGCCCCCAAAAGACAGCCCACUGGAUAUCAGUUUCUGUGGCUCAAUCAUUCUUCCAACAGCUCUCAUAUAAGAGGACUGGCUCAUCAUUGCUUUGUGUAUAAGGAGGAAGGGAUCCAUGAUGUUUCAGUGAUGGCAAGUAACAAAGUCAGCCAGAGCAUAGCCAAAGCCACUGUUGCUGUGCAGAAGCCUGUGAGUAAACCAUCCAUAGCACAUAGCAGUCAAAGCAACACACUGACUGUCAAUGAGAAGAUGACACUUUGGGUCAAGAGUUGCCCUGGGACCAAUGUUUCUGUGCAGUGGGACUUUGGUGACGGCUCACCACUGGCAAAGAGUCUAAAUGUUUCCCAUGUCUUUACUUCCGCUGGCAGGUUUACAGUCAAGGCCACAGCUUCUAAUGCAGUUAGCCUGGAUUCUGUUAACCUGGAAGUGAACGUACUGCUUCCUGUGUCAGACCUGAAGCUGAAAAUCAGCCAGCCAUUUGCAGUAGUAGGAGAAAAGACAGUCAUAACAGCAGUUGGCAAUGUUUCAGGUAAUGUCAAUUUCUACUGGUCAGUGGAUGGCCCUGAUACCACCACUGAGCUUGGGAUGUCUCACUUUCAGUAUGUGUUUCUUAAAGCAGGUGUGUAUCAGGUCAAAGUCACAGCCCAGAACCUGGUGAGCCAACAGGAGGCAGCCAUUUUGAUUAUAGUUUUAGAGAGAAUACAAGGGCUUCAAUUCUCAAGUCUGAGCCUGAUAUCCAUGAGCUACAUACCAACCAGAGAGAGUGUCUUGCUCACUGCGUCAGUAACACAUGGCUCCAAUGUCACUUACCAUUGGCUAGCCAACCAGAGAGGUGUGACCCAAACUGGCAGUGUUGGUGAGCACUUUGUGUGGUUCACUGAAACUCCAGGUAAUAUAUCUGUUGAGUUGACAGCUUCCAACGGACUUGGUAAGACAACCAGCCGUAUUUCUCUAAAGGCAGUAGAGCGAGUUUCAGGGGCUAGAAUGUCAACAGCUAGAGACGCCAUACCAUUAGAGAAGUAUACCAACAUCUCUGUAACUGUGAAGACUGGAUCUGACCUCCAGUAUCUCUGGAAUGUGAACUCAGCCCUUUCACCCUUACAGACUGAUGUUCCUUUUCUUCUUUACAUGUUUGAGACUCUGGGUUCUUGUUCUGUCAGUGUGUCGGUCCAGAAUGUUCUCAGUUCAAGCAACGCCACCAAACAUUUCACAGUUCAGGAGGAGGUUAGAGAGGCAGACUUUCAGGUAGGUGGCAAGACACAUCCAUUCUUUAUAACAUCCAAUACUCAAGUUGCACUCUAUGGAUAUGUCAAUAAAGGGAAUGAUCGGCACUGGGAGUGGAAAGUUGUUGGGUGUACUGGAGGUGCUGUGGUUUUGGACAACAAUCAGUCAGUUAUCUAUACCUUUACAGAUGUAGGGGUCUAUAAUGUCUCUCUGAACGUCUCUAAUGGUAUUAGCUGGCAGGCAGUCUCACACAGAGUCACCAUCCAGGAUGCUAUUCAGGGCUUGACUCUAAACCUUAGCAGGUCUACGGUCUGCGCUGAAGAUCAUAUUGCUUUUACACCAUUAGUUUCCGAAGGAACCAAUGUCAGCUUCUCUUUAGUCUUUGAUGAAGUUGAGCCAUCAUAUGACCUUGUUGAGGUAAGCUUCACCACCUCCACCCUCCCAGUUGGGUCUCACUCUGUCACAGCCCGAGCCUGGAACAAGGUGAGCAACUCCCAGGUGUCAUUGACCGUCCAGGUGGUUGAGAGGAUCGGGGGCCUACGACUGGUCAACUGCUGUUCCACUGCUCUAGAAGCUCUAAAGGAGGUCCCUUUCCAAGCAAUUGUCAUGAGUGGUUCUCCAACCGAUUACACCUGGACGAUCCAAUUAGAAGGGUUCCAGCCCUUACAGGUCAUUGGACAGGAAGUGAUGUAUACCUCACCCGGAAGUGGUUCGUUGUCUGUGGGUGUGAUGGCCAGAAAUGGCUUCUGCUCUGAAACCCUGAAUGAGACAGCUAUUGUUCAGUUGCCUGUGACGGAGGUCACGAUUGUUUGUGAUUCUACAGAAAACUUUAGAGGCUAUAGUGUCAGAUUCUCAGUCACAGUAGAUAGUGGCAGCAAUUUGAGGUUUCAAUGGGGCUUUGGAGACUCAAGUGAAGGAGUUGUCGUCAUAAAAUCCAAUACAGUGGACCACACAUAUCUCACUGCUGGAAAAUAUAUUGUUCAAGUCACAGCCUUCAAUAACGUCAGCCAGGUCUCCACACAACUGCUCACUGAGGUGAGAGAACUCCAGUGCUCACUCCCUCAGGUCACUUUAGUCCAGGGCCAAUCCACAAUCGUCAAGUCUAGAUCCAGCUACUUUGAAGCAAGCGUAGACAUCAAAGGCUGCACCGCAUACAAGACCAUGUACCUAUGGGAAGUGUUUAGGGGGAGUGGCUGUGGAGCUGGCAAGACUGACGACACUCUGGUAACCCAAAGCAGUGGGCACCCAGUAACCCUGAUUAACCUGGUGGGUGUGACUACACCACUGUUGUCCCUCCCUAAGCAGGCCCUGGAGGUGGGCCAGUACUGCCUGGGGUUCACUGUCUCUCUCCAGGGAACCCCUCUACGUCUGUACAGGACGUCCAGGCUCUCUGUGGUUCACAGUUCCCUGGUACCCAUCAUCAGGGGGGGAUCGCAUAGACUGGUGUCAAGCCACGGUGACCUGAUCCUGGAUGGGUCAGAGUCCCAUGAUCCUGACAGAGAGGAAGGGGAGCUGAACUACCACUGGGAAUUCAUCACUGAGAACUCUACUGGGUGGUCGUCCCAUGACCAGGAUCAGCUUGUAGGGUAUGACAGCAGCAGGUUGACUGUGCCCAGCAGGAAGCUACAGCCAGACAAGCUCUACCUCUUCACCCUCACUGUCCAAAAGGAAGGGAGGAGACCUAUCUCUACUACACAGUCAGUGGCGGUAUCUAAAGCUGCAGUGCUUCCUGUAAGUGUGGAGUGUGUUUCCUGCAGUAGUCUCUCUUCUUUCCGUGUCAGCCAGAGUCGCCCCAUUGUGCUCUCUGGUCGUUGUGACAAGUGUGGCAGCCAUGUUCAAUACAAAUGGAGCGAAAAGGAUCAGAACGGCGUGACCCUUGACCUGAACGAGGUGACCACUACGGGCAGUCUCUCUCCUGAUCUGGUGGUCCGACCGGGGGUGCUGCAGGAGGGGUGUAACUAUACCUUCACCCUAAAUGUUACCCACCCUGCUGGGGGAAGAUGGGGGUUUGCUAGCCUGACCCUCCUGCCCAACCCUCCACCCCAUGGAGGUGUGUGUACUCUUACUCCAGGCCCUGGGGAGAACAUACGCCUGCUGGAGACUGUGGUAACAUACAACUGCUCAGGUUGGCUGGAUGAGGAUAGUGAGUCUCCCCAGAUGAUCUAUAUUCUCCAGGUGGCAUCGUCAUGCCCAGGCUGGGGCCAAGCCUGUCCCCUUCUCACCCUCUACAGGGGUACGCAGCGUACAUUUGGCAGCCUGGUUCCUCUGGGGGAGGCGGGGCCAGAGAAGGACCGGUCAAUCAUCUCUGUGAUCCUGCAGGUAGAGGACCACCUGGGUUCAAAGGUCACAGCACUUAACAGAACUAUAACAGUGCUGAGACCUGUGGAUGGAGAUGGGAUCACAGAGUGGCUGAGGAACAAGAGCCAAACCGAACUAUUGGGUUUACUUCAACAGGGUAACCCACAGCAGCUCAUUCCAUAUUCCAUCGCCCUCACCAGCCAGCUCAAUCAGGUGGAUCUGACUUUGAGUGAGCAGGAUCUCAGGGACAGGAGGGAGAUCAGGGGGAAUGUGACACAGGCGCUGGCCUCUCUGUCUGUGUACUCUCUACAGGAUGCAGCCCAGAUCAGCUUAGCCCUGGCCCAGUCCACUGCAGUCCCAAGUGAGGUGGUGUGUGAGGGCUGUCAGGAGAAUGUUCUAGAUUCUGUGGGGAGAAUGAUCAGGGUUAUGGAAGAGCAGACGGGACUAGGAGAUGACGCAGCCAUCGACACUGGCAGAAAUAUCCUCCAUGUGAUAGGCAAUUCGUUGGCUGCUGUGUCCGAGUCCAAGCUAGUCUCCUCUGGUCCUCACACUCACUCUAAUGGAUCUGAAACUGCAGUGUCAGCCCUGGACCAUGCCAGGGCUCUCAUGCGUAUUCUGAUGCGCUCGCGGCCACGCGACGAGGAACCCCUCUCUCUCUCUGCUCCACAGAUCAGUGCUGUUGGUUACCGUGGAAACCCCUCGGAACUCCUCUGCACCACUGACCCCUCGGUCAACACCCGCCAAUCAAACCAGUCCAACAAAUCGCAAUUAAACCCUGACAAGCCAGAGUCAUACCCAGCACAUCCACCCUGCCAGUUCCUCAUUCCCUCCUCUCUCAGUGCCCAGCUCCAGCGUCAGGUCCAGGGAUCUGAGGUGGUACAGAUUCUCCUGGGUUUGGAAGGGGUGUCUGAGUUCUUCUCAGCAGCCAACCCACCUAUUUCUACUUCUCUGGCUGCCAUGGAGUUCACCACGCCCCAGGGACAGCCUAUUCCCAUUGCUAACCUGGACACUGACAGAUCUAUCAGGGUUACUUUGCCCUUAAUAUAUACUGUAGGAAGGAUCGGCGCUGGGCAUCGGGCUAGUGGAAGUGGGUCUGGGUCGAGAUCUGGUGGAAUUGACAGAGACGAGGGACGAGCCCCAAUGGUUAACUUUACACUCCGAGCCAAAGGGUGGCUGGAUUUUACAGUGAGGGCAAUGAAGAAUAUGGAUCCCAAUGCUGGACUGUACAUCUCCUUAAACUUCAGCCUGCUUCCAGGAGCUUCGCUGGUGGGCUCAGGACAUGUGAGAAUCACAGUGGCCACCCAGCCAGGUCAUCCUGCCUCCCAUGAUUCCCUAGUCAGAGAGCUGACCCUCUCCCUCUCCAGCCAGUCAUCCGUGGAGGACACCAUCUUCCUCUCUCCUCUACUUAACAGCACAGUACAAUCUCUCUUUGUGAACCUGACAUCCAGUCUGAGUGGAGCUCCAGUCCAGGCCUCAGUGUGUGUGUUCAGCUCUCUUUGCCAGUACUACAGCCUGAGGAAGAGGCGCUGGAGCACUGAGGGCCUCCGGCCACUGGAGGGCAGCACCCUCCACUCAGCACACUGCCUCACCCAGCACCUCACCAUGUUCGGGGCCAGUCUGUUUGUCCAUCCAGACGUUGUGGUGCUACUGCCACCGUCCAGUGGUCCAAUGCGUAAUGUGGUAGUGGGGAUUGUGUGUGCUGUCCUGGUUCUGAUCCACUUCCUCCUGGGCCUGAUCGCCCACAAACUGGACCACCUGGAGAGCCUGAGACUAUGCCAUGUACCACUGUGUGGCCGACCUGGACGCUACAGCUACAGAGUCCUGGUCAAAACAGGCUGGCGACGAGGAGCAGGCACGACGGCCCACGUGGGCAUCAGUCUGUACGGGGUGACUAAAAGCGGUUCACGCCACCUGCAGCGGGAGGGGGCGUUCCAACGAAGUGGUCUGGACCUGUUCCACCUGGAGACGGACAGCAACCUGGGAGAGGUGUGGAAGAUACGCCUCUGGCAUGACAACACAGGUCUGGACCCAUCGUGGUACGUGCAGCAUGUGGUGGUGUGGGACCCUCAGACAGACCACCUGUUCUACUUCCUGGUAGAAGACUGGCUGUCUGUGGAGAAUGACAGGAACGAGGGAGGAGGGACAGUGGAGAAGGAGAUGUUGGCCUCCUGUCCUGAGGAGCUGUCUCAGUUCCAACGUGUUCUCUCCUCCCAGCUGGCGUUUGGAAUGCUGGAGCGCCACUUGUGGCUCUCUCUGUGGGAACGCCCCGCCCACAGCCGCUUCAUGCGGGGGCAGAGGGUGACGGUGUGUGCCCUCCUGCUACACCUCUACCUUGCACUAGGGGCAUUGUGGUACGGGGCUGUGGGCACAGAGGGGCAUAGUGUACCGGUUUCGGCCCGGUUGCUUGUAACCUGGGAAACGGUUGCAGUGGGGAUGACUAUAUCCAUCCUGGUGGUUCCUCUCCAGUGUCUCCUCUGCUUCCUGUUGCGAAAGACUCACAGCCAGGUAGCGGUGGAUAUGUCAGUGCCUCCAUCCCCUGUGUGUCAGUCAGGGGAGAUGGGCGUCCAUCUCAGCCAAUCAGAUCUCUCCUGCUCCUCCUUCCUGUCUUUGCCUGGAGGACCUGAUCCGUCAGGCCUGGGUGGAGACACACCCUCUUCUCUGAUGGGAAGCAAGGCAUUCAACGCUGAGUUCUGGAAUGCCACUAACCUGGGAGUGGAGAAGGAAGGAGAUGGCAUGACCCUGUGGCCCUCCUGGGAAAAAACCUCUGACCCCUUGGGAUCAUCCCUGGGUCAUGCCCGUCUACUGAAGAGGAAGAAAGCCCUGACGAAGCUAUGCCUAGCCUCACCCUCCUCACCCCGAUUUCUCAUCUCCAACCCCCCACCCUCCUCUAAUGCACCUGUGGGUCCAUCCCAAUCCCUGUCUGGCCUGCAUCCAGACCACAGCCAUGGACACAACCUGCAACCCAAUGUCCUUACCCUGUCUGAGGAGGACCUGUUGAGGUCCAUAGCAGCAGACACAGGAGUGUCCGACAGUCCCUCAACAUCAGACAGUGGCCGCUACUCCCCCAGGACCACCUCUCUGUCCCACAGCCAGAGCCGGGGCAGCUCCUGCAGUGGCUGGUCUGAGCUGAGUGUGGACAAACCACUCUAUGGGACAGAGAUCCACAACCCUCCCUGCUCUCCCAUCUCUCUGCCUGGGACAGGGCUGUUUAGGCCUUCCUCAUCUCUCUCUGUCGACUCCAUCGCCAGUACCUUCCUCCCCAGCCCCUCCCCUGACUCCACAGACUCUACCACACGCAUAGGUGUGGCCCGCGGCAAGCCCAGCUGGCUGCUACCUCCCUGGGCACUGCAAGUCAUUUACCCCCUGGUUGUGUUGUUGCUGGGGGCCUGCCUGGCAGUAGUAGGCCUCUAUGGGAGUCACUUCUCCAGCUCAGUGGUCCUGAUGUGGCUCAUCUCAGCCCUGUCUGCCUUCCUCACCUCCGCUCUGCUGCUGGAGCCUCUCAAGGUGUGUGUGCAGGCCUUGUUCUAUGCUGUGGUGUUAAGGCCUGUAGACCCCGAGGUGAAUGAUCGGCUGGGGCAGGAGACCGUCAUUAAGAGGGAGGGGGGCAAGCAGGGGGGCGAGGUGCACCCCCCUUGUGGGUUCGGCCUACUGCAAGCCAAGGAGGAGGCCAGGAAAGUGAGAGCGCUACGAUCCCUCAUGAAGCACUGUGUGUGCCACAUGUUGUUCCUGUUGGUGGUGUUGAUGGUCAACUACCAGGACAGUGUUCAGGAGACCCAGGGAAGACUGCUACACUCUGCCGUCAAACACUCACUGACCACCAACCUCAACACCAUCACUGGGUGGGAGGGGGCGUGGCAGUGGAUGGACAACAUCCUGGUGCCACACCUCCAUCAGAACCCCGCCCUCCACCUGGUGGGGUUACCACGGAUACACUGUAUACACACUCCAGACCAUAAUAAUGGAGUCUUUCUGGGGAACAGUAGUUUUACCACACGCCAGCUUCUCUCUGUUCUACACAGCACACACUGGACCACAGCACAGUUAAAGGCUGUGUCCAUUGACUUCACCCAGUACCACAGAGAGACGAGUCUGUUUGUGUGUGUGUCUGUUCUACUAGAGAAGAACCAGAUACACACACUCAUCUCCUCCCUCUCCAUCCAUCCUCUACUCAUCCCCCCAUCCUCCUCAGGACCAGACCUGGAGAUUGCACUCAUGGUGCUCCUGCUCCUCUCUGCCCUCCUCUUUCUGGGGGUGGAGCUAUGGGUCAUGGCUACUGACCGUGCCCAGUACGUGCGUCAGGGCUGGCGCUGGCUACAGUUCCUCCUCGCCUCUUUGUCCCUGGCGAUGGCCGCGCUGCGUUUCUGCUUCCUAUCCCAGGCUGCUUCCUGUCUGUCUCAGCACCGCUCCAGACCAGACUCCUUCACUGAGUUCCACAGCGCCGCCCUACUGGCCAGGAGGUCCACACAGAUAUCAGCCAUACUGCUCACUCUGCUGGUACUCAAGAUGGUGGGUACUCUCAGGUACGUGCGGAGGUGGGUGGUGUUUGGUCGAGUGCUUCAGCGGGCAUGGAGAGAGAUGGCUGCUGUGGCUCUACUACUGAUCUUACUGCUGCUGCUCUUCGCUCACACUGGACACAUGCUCUUCUCCAGGUCUGUGGAUGGGUUCCUGUCUGUGUACCAGGCUGGUGUGUCUGUGGUGUCUGUACUACGUGGUCGCCUGGUCCUGCAGAGGCUCAGCAGGGCUCACCCUGUCCUCGGACCCCUCUACGCCCUCUCUCUGCUGGGUCUGGGAGGUUGGCUGCUGGCCCGUCUCUCUGGAGCUGUUCUGCUCCGCACAUACAGGGUUGUGCAGGCUGAGAUGUACAGGCCAGCCAUGGAGUCCCAGGACUACGAGAUGGUGGAGUUCUUCAUCAAAAGACUGAAGCUCUGGAUGGGACUCAUUAAGGCCAAGGAGUUCAGACACAGGGUGAAGUUUGAGGGCAUGGUGGUGCCUCCCUCCAGAUCAUCCCAAGGAUCCUGUCUCUCCACCCCCCAUCUCCUGUCCUCCGCCCUCUCCCUGGGUUCCGAAGACUCGGGUAUGUCCGACGCCCCGGGUUUAGACGUUCAGCUCAACCUGGACCGCCUGCUAUCUUGCGUCAACGGUCUGCUUUCACGUUUCGACCGCGUCAACCAGCUGACUGCAGACGUUCAAGGUCUGGAGACCCAGCUAGAGGAGGUGCAGAGCAGGAGGAGGAAGAGAAGGCCGCAGAGACUUGGAAGAGGAGAAGAGACAAGUGAAGAAAGAGGAGUAGGUGGAGGGGCGAUGGGCACGAGGACAGCUCUGCUACCCCCUCAUUCUCGCAUCUCCCUCACUUCCUUUCCUCCUUCUUUCAACCCCAUUACACUUCUCUCCUGCCCUCCCUCCACCAAUCCUUCCCUCCCUCGUGUUCACAGCUCCUACUCUGAGUCUGUCGUUCUGCAGCUUCACCCACACCCACCCAGGGACACUCACCUCUCCGAGGCAACCAAACCCACACAAAGGAGCCCUGGCCUGGGCUUGGGCACUGGGCCUUCCUGGUGUCCUGGAGCCAGGCAGUUUCCUAGACGUCGAGCCUGGCACUCAGGGAGUUCUCACUCGGCUGAUGCAGCUCAGAGGCCCCCCAAGGCCCCUGGUGGAGGUGGUAGUGGGGUCAACACGAAGGCUAGGCCCUGUAGUGAGGAGGGGGACAGGAGACGCGCCAGUGAGGGAGUGCCUGUGAAGAGACGGGCCUGGAUCUCAGAGGGGCCUGAGACAGACAUAGACUGAAACUGAGAGAGGGACUGAGACAGAGAUUAAAGUGCCUAUUACUGUGGGUAUACAGUAUCUAGUGUAUGAACCUCUAAGGUUCCAGCUAUGAAUUGUGCAGUACUACUUCAAGAGACAAGUUUUCCCACUGUUGUCUACCUCUUUACUAGAGCUUCUGCAUUAGGUAUUCUACAUACGUAUGCUGAGGUUGUAUACCUUGUACUUCUUGUGUAUCUACUGUAUAAUAAAGGAUUAUUUCGUAAUCUCCAAGAACUGUGGUACAUAU